AUGGAAAUUGAGCAAAGACUCCCUAGUAGCAGGAGGUCACAGAGCCAGCAUGCAACGGCACGCCCUUCAAGUACAACAAAAGUUGUCAGAUCGAUGCAACCAGGAUCUCUUUCUUCAAGAAGAUUUAUGACUCCAACAAAAUCUUACAAAUCUCCAUACUCUGAGCCAAUAUAUAAUCUAGCUCUCUACCAGGGGAAAACUCUACCACCACCUAAAAAUUCUCCAAGACUCGUUCCAACGAAGAUUUUUGGACAUGUUCCUACAGGAAAAAUGCAAAGUCCAGUUGUGGUUUCAAACCCAGAUGAAAAGGUAGAGACUGUAGAGUAUAGAGUGCGUGAAAAACAUUGGAAACAAUACGAUAAAGAUUGCGAACUCAACAUUUUUAGAAAAGUUGACAAACAUUCACCGUACAGAGAGAGUUUGUCUAAAGCAAGAGCUCAAACAGUACUAUCUACAAGAAGAAUGCUUAAAGAUAGAGACCAUCAAGACGCAAUGAUUAGAAAACGAGAAUGCGAAGAAUACGAAAAAGAAAUAUGUAACUCAAUAGAAGCUGAUAAUAGAUAUCCAAAAUCCGAUAUAAUCCAUAACGUAUAUCACUAUCUUAGAAUUAACGUUACUGAUUGA
This is a messenger RNA of Trichomonas vaginalis G3, 624 nucleotides long. RefSeq lists its product as uncharacterized. The transcript has a single exon. Lineage: Eukaryota; Parabasalia; Trichomonadida; Trichomonadidae. Bases 1 to 624 code for a protein of 207 amino acids. The record is from RefSeq and is a predicted model, not a curated record.